AUGUCAAUCACUCAGUCGAACCUUCUGAUGCUCCUCCCUCUGGCGACAACGUCACGUCAGCGCCAUACCCUUCUGGCGAUUAUCGCUUCGAACGUAAUUGAACGGCCCAUUAUCCCUGCCAUUCGUUUCUCGUUGGAGUCUACGACAAAUGCAAACGCAACCUUGGACUACCGCUUUGAUGUCGCUGGCAUCAAGGAGUUGGGAUAUGUACUUGGAUUGCCUGCUGUGGUUAUUACCAGCAAUCGAAUCCGGGUGCACCGCGACGAAGCACUGUGCAUUUUGCUGGGACGGUUGGCCUUUCCAGUCCGGUUCCACACAAUGUCGAGAACCUUUGGCCGUUCGCGUUCGUCAUUGUGUGAAAUUUUCCUGCACGUGGUCAACGACCUAUACGAGCGUUGGGGGUCGUUGCUGUUCUUCAAUAAAAAGUUGGUCCAAAAGAAUAUCAACCGGUACUGUGCUGCUGUUGCGUCCAAGGGCGCCCCACUGUCCAACGUUUUUGGAUUCAUCGACGGCACCAAAGUUCAAACGUGCCGCAUCACGACCACCGGGACCGGGGAUAACUUGCAGAAGCAAAUCUACAGCGGCCACAAGCGCAUUCACUGCCUCAACUACCAAGCCGUCACCGUUCCGGAUGGCCUGUGUGUGCAUUUUUUCGGCCCUGUCGAAGGGCGACGACACGACACUACAAUGCUCCGCCUCAGUGGAUUGAUCACAUAUCUGGGUCAGCAUCGCGGUGUGUUUGAUGGCAAGCUGAUGUAUGGCGAUCCCGCCUACGGUAUUGUACCCUACCUAAUCUCGGGGUUUAAAGGCAACAACUUGUCGGCGCAGAAGCUUGAAUUUAACAAGUGGAUGAGUCGCGUGAGGCAAUCCGUCGAGUGGAACUUCAAGCUACUCAAGACACUGUGGUCCUACAUUACGUUCAAAAUGUUGGCAAAGAUUCGUCGCCGCCGAAAGUACAUGGGGCUGGUAUCGGCGCUGGUGUUGUUUGUCGUGGUGAUCGUGGUGUGCUUGAACUCGUCGAUGGUGUCUAGUAUGCAGCAAGCCACUACCGCCCAAUGGUCACUUGCAGCUUUGACCACUUCCAACUCCACCGACCUGCAACCCAACAGCAGCGGCCUCUCAGCCAAUCACCUCGCGGUCAAUCGUGCAGACUUCCCUGCUGCGCCAACUGCGCCUCGUCGCCUUGCGUACAUGUUGUACGCCACCGACGCGCGCACCGUGUGCAAUGCUCUGAUCAUGGCGCGCAACAUCCGAGCGACAGGGACGCCCAGGUCCAUCCCGAUCGUCACGCUGGUCGCCAGCGACGUGGCUCCAGACAUUGCUAAGCAACUCGUGGACCCAUUCAACAACUUUGUCGUCGAGGUGGUAGCACCGUGGCAGCAAUCACGGGUGCAUUUGAGCCACGAGUACGCGAGCUCGUUGACCAAGCUGCGUAUCUUUGAAGAGCGCGGCGGCUUCGACAAGGUCAUCUACCUCGACUCGGAUGCGUGGGUCCAGCGCAACUUGGACCAUUUGUUUCAUCUGGGGAACGCCGUCUUGUGGGCUCCACAUGCGUACUACAUCCGAGAAAGCUACGUGUUUGGGUCGACGUUGCUCGUGUUUUCGCCGUCCAACGACGUCGUGGCGGCCCUUGCAGCUGCACUGGAGACCCCCCCGCGGCCCAAUUACUUUGACAUGGACGUGCUCAACGAUUUGUUUCGGCUCGACUGCGGCUACCUCCCGAACCACUACGUCGUGCUCUCGUACACCCUGAAUGACAACUAUACGUGGUCGUUCAAGACGAAAGCAGAUCGGAUGGCUAGCACCUAUGUGUAUCACUAUUCGCCAUGGCUGGGGGUCGGUAAGCCCUGGCAAACGCCUAGAUCCAUCCUAAACGACAAGGACCAAGCGUACGAACCUCUGUAUUAUGACCUGUAUGCCCGGUAUUGGCAACAAGAGGACACGCUGUGCGCAUCGUGGCUAAAGUAA
This is a messenger RNA of Aphanomyces astaci, 1968 nucleotides long. RefSeq lists its product as hypothetical. The transcript is spliced from 2 exons. Gene Ontology annotation, molecular function: glycosyltransferase activity. NCBI's taxonomy places the organism in Eukaryota, Oomycota, Saprolegniomycetes, Saprolegniales, Verrucalvaceae. The record is from RefSeq and is a predicted model, not a curated record. Bases 1 to 1968 code for a protein of 655 amino acids.